Messenger RNA from Microbotryum saponariae, 498 nucleotides. NCBI's taxonomy places the organism in Eukaryota, Fungi, Basidiomycota, Microbotryomycetes, Microbotryales, Microbotryaceae. The record is from the annotation of a GenBank genome assembly.
AUGACGCAUCGAGGAGUUCAAGUACUGACCUUCAUCCCUGACGGGUGCACGUGGUCGCACCGCGCCUCGGUGGAUGCGCUGUACAACGGACGUGGGACCUCGAGUUACACAGCCCAGUCGGUUGCGUGCGUGGCGUGGGCGGGAGGGCGUGGACUUGGGGCGAGCGCCGCGGCUUUUUCGGGCCAGGCCAAAUUCCAAAAGGCAAAACGGAGGCGGCAGCGGGCGGGUACGGGUACGAGGUGCCCCCUGUCCCUCGUUGCGCGUACACCAGCCGUCACAACGAGCCCAGAUUACGUCCUAGUCUAUCCAACAAGUGGUCGAGAUCGCGCAGACGUGCUCACACGGUCUUACGACGGGCGGCAGCAGUCGCUACAGCGGUGGCGAUCCGGCUCCGUUCUUGCAGCAGGCAGGGACGGAGCGUGCGCUGGGACCGAUUUUGUCCAUUGUUUUUCAGCCCCAAGGCUAACCGGCAAUUUCGGCGCGACUAAGAACUACUAA